Lactuca virosa is the source of this 792-nucleotide messenger RNA. The record is from the annotation of a GenBank genome assembly. Lineage: Eukaryota; Viridiplantae; Streptophyta; Magnoliopsida; Asterales; Asteraceae.
AUGGUCUCAGGGAUUGAAGAGUUCAUCAUUGUCGGUACUAUAAUAGGAAUCCGCCAAGACAAACCUUGGUGUUACCAAAGUUGUCCCGACUGUCACGUAAAGGCAGUUGAAAUUACGGAUAGCAAUGAAGAUGUGAAACUUUACAAGUGUACAAAUGUUGAAUGCAACAAGUCCACUAAAGUUCCUAUCCCAAGAUACAUUAUUCCAGUUUGUGUACAAGACGAUUCUGCUUCUACAAUCUUAACUAUGUUUGAUCGGGAAGCAUAUGGGCUCUUGGGAAUUUCAGCCAGAGAUUUAGCAGAAAAACAUACUAGGCUUGGAUUCAGUUUGGCCAUAUAUCCGCCUGAACUCAAUUUUUUGAAAAAUAAGCAUUUAGCUUUUAAACUGAGUGUCACGAAAUAUAAUGUGAAAUUUCAAAACAGUGUCUACACAAUCUCAAGGGUAACAGAGGAAAAGCAAAUAAUUGAGACUUUGGAGAGAAAGCUACUUCAGUUGCAGCCUGCAAGUUUAGAGUCUUUAAACGAUGGACCAUCCGACUCCAAUUCCCAGGAAAAAAUAGUUACCAAGGAUUGGGUUUCACAUUCCGAUGAAAAUGUUACACCGUCUACCGGGGAUAUUUUGACACCAACAAGUUCUCAUCAUGUGAAAACUACUCCGGUGAAUUUAACACGCAAGUUUGAAGAAGUGUAUGAUGUGGAACAGUAUUCGAAUUCGUCAUCAACAAAAGCACAACGUCUUUCAACUGAAACUGGAGAGGAGAUCAAACUUUUGAUACCAAAAGUUGAAAAAUAA